This is a messenger RNA of Symbiodinium sp. CCMP2456, 2583 nucleotides long. Lineage: Eukaryota; Dinophyceae; Suessiales; Symbiodiniaceae. The record is from the annotation of a GenBank genome assembly.
AUGGGCGCUGGUUUCGCCACGUGCUGCAACUCGACCUCGGAAUCGGCUGAGCUCAAGGUCGGUUCGUCUGCUUUGGGGGGUGAUGGCGUCUCAUCGUCGAUGGUUGUUGUGGAUGCGAAGGAAUUCGGUGCUCGGUAUAAUGCAAGAUCCACGGCUAGAAGGAUGCAGAGGUCACCCACCAAGGUCCAAGAGAAGAGUGCAGUCACUGAUCUUCCGAUUUGUCCACUGCAUGGAGUGACCCUGGCCUUCCUGGAGGAGUUUGGCGACACACACAAGUCCAAGGUCAGCCAGGAAAACUUUUCUAUAGGUGGAUUGUGCUUCCACAUCAUCAAGCCACUGACCAUGUUCAAGCGCGGCAAGUUGUGUAUGUCUGUGGAGGAAGCCGAUGAGCUGCUGUCUUACGCCGAGGUCGGCUUCCAACAGGACUUGAAGGACAAAAAGAAGCAGCCCUGCUUCAUCACCAUGGCACAUCACUUUGUCUCGCAUGCUUGGAGGUAUAACUAUUCCACUUUUUUGGAUGCACUUGAAACUUGGGAUGCGCGGAAAGGCGGUGGUGUCACGACAUACUUCUGGGUGGACGCAUUCGUGGUCAACCAGCACAUUGCUGAUUCUUAUCCCAUGGAAUGGUGGUCUACACGGUUCGCCCAAGCUGUUGGCGAUGUUGGGAGCACCAUCCUUGUCUCCAUGCCCUGGGAGGACCCCACUCCGUUGAAGCGAGUUUGGGUCAUCUGGGAGAUCUUCUGCGCAUACCAGACGGGCGCCCGAUUCGACAUUGCCAUGCCCAAGAAGGAACUGGAUGGUUUCAGGGCAGCACUGAUUACGUCCUUCCCCAAAGUGCAGACCGCUUUGAGCAAAGUGGAUGUGGAGCUUAGCAGUGCUUUCCACAAAAGCCACCAGGAUAUGGUUCAUGACGAGAUCAGGCGAACAAUAGGAUUCACAAAGCUGAACGAAAUGGUUCAGCUGCGCAUGACACGCUGGCUUAUUGGCAUGGCCACCAGUGAGUUGCAGAGCAUGAAGGAGAACGCAACUUCGGCAAACUGGAAGGAUCGCAUGGGCCUGCAGGACAAUCUAGCACGUAUGCUCCGAGAAAGCGGGAAUUUUUCGGGCGCCGAGUUUUACUUCAAGGAGCUUUUGGCAGAGGUCGAGAAAAAGCAAGGGAAAGAUCACGUGAUGGCCAUGAGUGCCUUGAACCAGCUCGCAGUCACUUUGCAGAAGGGACACCAGAUAGAGGAGGCCAUGGAGCGGCACAGAGACUGCUUGCAGCGUCGUCGGCGAAUUCUUGGAGAGAACCACGAGGAAACCCUGCAAAGCGUCUCCAACUUGGCCGUGUUGCUGAGCUUACGCAGGCCCCUGACUGUCGAGAUCUUUGACGAAGCUCGAUCUCUUUACAGCUUGGCCGUGAAGGGCCGAGAGGCAACCAUCGGGGCAAAGGAUCCCAGGACGCUAUACACGCAGAGCAACUUCGCGCGUUUUCUGUCGGAGGCGCCGGUACCUUCGGCAGAGCUUUUUGCAGAGUCCGAGCAGCUCCAUGAGCGUGCGGUGGAAAAUCUCACAGCUGCUCUGCAACAGGGGCACCCGCUGACGCUGGCAUCUCUUCACAACCAAGCCUGUUCUUGGAUUGACCGAUGCUUCCACGAGGAGGGCAGCCUCACAGGAAAGCGUGUCGACACAGCUGUGGAACAGCUCCGCUUAGUGCACAAGCUGCGGAUUGAAAAGCUUGGCAAGGAGCACCCGGACACGCAGCAGACAGAAAAGAAAAUCUCAGAGAUCAACAGCCUCCAGAAACAGAUGGAGAAGGAUGGCAGCAACCCUGGAGCCAUGGAGGCUUUUGGCACAUGGCAGGACCUGUUCAAUGCCCACUUCGAAGAAGUGUGCACAGCAGAACAGUUCAGAAAGGUCCGCACCUACAUGUUUGACACGGGUGCUGAUUUGGUUUUCGAAGAACUGCUGCAAGCUGGUUUCCUGAGCGAGGAUGGCAUGCUCACGGCAGGUAUGCAGCCGUACAACUUCAUGGCCCGCAUCAUCACAGGUGACCUUGUCCAGCGCAAAUGUCAGACGGAACAGACAUUCUUGGGCGAGUACGGAAGCCGAUUCGUCAUCGCGCACAACAAACCUGAGAGUGAAGACAUGUGGUCAAGCUCCGAUCCGAGCUGGAUUGGAAAGGCGAGCAUGUCCAAAAACCACCGGUUCAUGGCUUUCAGAGAUCUGCGAUGGGAGUUCUGCAACAUACUGUCCGUCGGCAUCGACAGCGGUUCGGCGCAUGGCUUGGCAAAGCUGCAGGACAUGAAGAACGCCGCGGUGCACUGGGUUCAACAUGCACCUGGCUGGUCCCCACCGGAAAAGACGGCGUUCCUUCUCGCGGUCUGGCCUUUGACUGGCGUUCCCUGCUUGCACCUCCACAUAGUUGACCUUUCCUGUUCAGGCCCAUCCUUUGAGAGGCCAUUUGCACUGGCCGUGGGCAUUUUGUGUGGCAUUUGUUCAAGCUCUGGUUCUGUUCUGGCGGGUCGCGUAUCCAAAAUGUCUUCUUUUGUGUCAAAAUGUCUUUUUUUUAUGUUUGAUUUCAGUCUCGGCUCACACAUUUGA